CCUUCCGCUGCGCGCAGCAGGGCGCCCAAUUGACCCUGGCUUGGACAGCAGCUUGGACAGCAUCUUCUUGCUUCAACCAUAAUUACGGAGCAUCUCUUUUCUAUCCCCUAAACAACAACUUACGACGCGACACGACCGCAUCUGCAUCUCGGCUGUGAACAGCCUCGCCUGUGUCCAAUGCAGUCCUCUCCUCCACAACGCGAUGGGAAAGCGCGAGCAAUGCGAGAGCUUUCCGCCAGCUUGCGUCACAAUACCCCGCGACCCACCCCAUCAUAUUCACCGCCGCCCAGCGACUCAAAUCCCACGAAGCAUUCGGGCUUUGGCUCGACUUCCGGCUUGUUCAACAACGAAGACGUCUUGGCGUCGACACAGCACCAUAUCGACGACACGGACGCGCUCCCUCAGUACUCACGCAUGCGCUCUACGGCUAAGAAGUUCAAAACCUGGCAGAUGCCCCGGUCCGAGCAACCCAAUCCCGAUACCUCAAUGGUAAACAAAGAGUUCGGUGACUUCGACCACAGCCGGUCGGAUGAGGAGGAUGUGUCAAUCGAGCAGGCACGCGGAGAUCACCGCAGCAACCGAAGCACGCCUGGCAAAAUAAGCUCUCGCGCGUUCGACAGCCUCUAUGAUAUAACACCACCGACCGCCCGCUCACGGAAGUCCUAUGCAGCCGAGACGGGAAGCCUCCGCCGCGACGCUCAGAUCCGACGCGCCUCGCGCAACGAUGUGGACAUGACCGCGUCUCCUCGUCCUGCAAGCACGCGCAACUCGCCGGCAUUGGCCGUGAAUCCGGAACGCAAACGCACUUCACUCGCACAGCUACACGCCAGGGUUUCGGAAGACGAGUCCUCGUUCAUAGAGGAACGCCCACCAACAAUGACUAUGAACAACACGAGGAGCACGCGGUGGGGCAACCCGCGAAGCAGGCAGACCUCUCUUCAGACGGAUGGCGUCGCUGAGGCUUCUCCACGCGUUAAUGCGGCAUCCCGUUCGCGACCGGCCACCACACAGAACGCCACCGCGCAGUCAUUCAUACUACCCGAUCUACCCAACCUUACCGAGCUCGUAUCCGGCAUUUUCGAAGACGGGACCCCAGUCUUCUCCAAAACUGCUGCUCCACGGUCACGAUUCGCCGCACCCAAUCGCGGUGGUACCGGAGGCCGCCAGCCGAAUCACCUCCCGGUCGACAGCGUCCCGAUACCCCAAGAAGAGAAGGCCAUCUUUGCGGCGCUUCAGCUGUUGCAGGAUAAAGUGGCCCAGAUGGAGCACGAGCGGGCCGAGGCGGACAAGAAGAUCGAGGAGCAAGAGCUGGAGCUCAUUGAGCUGAGAGCCACCACCCAGGCACAGGAGAAGCUGCGGCGAAGCGACAGCGCGUUAGGCUCAACCGAUGGCGAGGGUUCCGGGAAGGGGAGUUGGAAGGUUGAGAAGACGCGACUUGACGCGACUGUACAGACCCUGCGUACGAAAUUGGACCGUACCGAGCGUAAGAUCGCAGUGAUCGAGAUCGAGAAGGAGAGGCUCGGCAGCGAGCGGGAUAAUAUGGCUAGCCAGCUUGGUGUUGCGUUCCAGACCUGCGAGGAACUGAAGGUUGAGAAAGAGGCUUUGCGCGCCGAGAAUGAAGCCCUGCGUCAAGAGAUUGAUUCUCUGCGGGCGGAUAACGAUGCACUGCAUGACCAGUUGGAGCACGAGCAGGCCCACCACCGGGACGAGACGAUCCAGCUACGCCGUCAACUUGAUCAGACUGAGAAUGUCACGCAGAGGGAGAAUAUUACCCUGCAGGCUGAGUUAGCUCGCGCCCACGCUCAGCAUGACGAGCACACCCAACAGCUCGCCCGCAAAGAUAUUGAGCUUCGAAAGGCACGUCAACAGCAGGCCGAAUAUGCUAGGCUAAAAGCGGAUCAUGAAGCGCUCAAGUCACAAUUGGCAGGCCUCAAAGCGAAGCGUGAAGAAGAUCGUCGUCGCUGGUCCAACGAGGAAGCUGCAUUGAAGGCCAGGGUCGAACGACGUGAGGAGACUAUUCGUCACCUCGAAGAUGUGCCGCAAGAACAGACCAAUGAUGCUAUACGGCUAGACAACGAAAACCUUCGCCAGGAGCUUACACACCUAGCUACUCAACUUGAGGAGGACAACGAGCGAUGGGCGAGGAAAGAGAGGGAAUUGAAGCGAAAGAUUGCGCAACGCGAGGGUGUGGUGGAUAUGACCCGCGAGAUCCUUAGUAUCCGCCAGGCAAACGGCCAGCAGACGAGCAUUCCGGCACCCGCAUCAGCGGACAAAGAGAACGGGGUUGAGGAGCCCAUCCAACGAAAGCCGAGCUAUCGAAGAGAGGACACCCGCACGCGUAUCAAGAACCGUAUCCAGGAGGAAGUCCGCAACAGCAGAGCGAAUGCAUCCUUCCAAUCGAGCCACAUCGAGAGCCCGCGGAAGUCAUACACUGGAAUCUCGAGGACUUCGCAUCGCGCGUCUCUGCCCGCAGACCUUAGCCGCAGCGUAUCAGCACCUGUUUCCCAGAAGAAGAAUACCGAGGUCGGCAGCGAUGUCGAGUCUACGACAGAUCUCUCACUCGCGCCCCGUAGGACUCCCUACGUUAUGCGGGGUGGUGUCUCAGGACAGCCCGCUUGCACUCCCAUUCAGCCGCCUAUCGAUUUAGACUACACUGAGCUGAGCUUCAUUGAUAGCAACCAGAUUGCUCAGCUUCGUCGCCAGCUAGAGGAAGAGCGAGCUGCUGCCCGUAACCGAGCUUCAUCCGUUCCAUUGGAGCGCACCACUCGGGACGACACUGUGCGUUCGCAGCGACAGGGUCGUGAGGAUACUGUUCGUUCCGUCGCCUCUGCGAAGAGCAACCGCCAACCGUCUCUGCCUCGAAAGUCCUCCCUGAAGGACAUCACGAAGACUAACCUUACCCGUUUCGAGGAAGACUUCACCGGCAAUGUCUCUAACGCUGAGGCUGCAAACGUUGAGGCCACCCAGACCAAGGAGUCCGCCAUUGAUACUUCGAUGCUUAGCAACACGAGCCGUCGUCGCCGCAGCGCUCCUACAGAGAUGACUUCAGCUUUCAUCGUUCCAGACAUCAAGAUCGACGCUAGCAAACAGACGACUACCAGGAUCGAGCUGUCCCAGCAGAUCACCAGUAUGCACCAUGACUCGAACUGCACCGUCUGUCGCCGCGAGAAGGAGAAUGCAUCUGACGAUCCCCUCCGUGUGCCUAAGCUCAUCCCCGUUUCCUCUCGCACAGCCGAUGACGUCGACGCCACUCUCCGACCCGCUCGGUCACCCAAAGAAGCUCUCGCGCUCGUUGUGAAGGAGUUGCGAGAUGAGCGUGCACACUUGCAUAUCGAGCUCGCUAUCGUGCGCGCCAUGUUCGAAGCCCAUGAUCCCAGCAAGGGGGCCCGGAAACACGACGACAUGCUCCAAGGAAUCCAGGAACUAGUCGACAAGAUCGCCGCCAAGGACAAGCAGAUUUAUAACCUCUACGACGUGCUUGAGGAACAGCAGGACCACGACCUCACUGAGCAAGACGUCGAGGAGCAUGCAGAACGGAUUCGAGCCGAAAACGCGGAGUUGGAGAAGAAGACUCGCGAGAAGAAGGUCACGAUUCAGAGCUUCGUGGGGAGUGAGGACCAGCAUAGUGCGAGGUUUAGUGCGGAUGGUGAUGAGGAGGAACUGCCAUGGGAGGGGUUCGAGGACACUGAGGAGCGGAAUUUUACGGGUGAUGCUAGCGCAAGGGUUAGCAUGUACUAGUUUUGUUGUCUAGUCCGCAGGUUGCCUAUGGGUGUCUUGGAGCCAGCUUUCAAAAUCGGACGGCUAACGGCGUUGGUGAUUCAAGAUAAUGGCGUUUUCACGGAUGGCAUGGCAUUGUUAUGAGCAUUGGGUAUGAGGAGUUUUCCACCUCUUUGUUCAUUCUCAUCUUUGCUCCCUUCAUCACUUGUAUUCCCCUUACUCUUCUUACUAUAUCACUUCUCUUCUCUUUCUCUGCGCUAAGCUUUCGAGCACUUUGUCUAGCUAGCGGCAUCCUGCAACGUUGGUCUGGAGGCUUCGACUCACCUGAAGGGGUUUGAGUUGGCUGAUGGGCUGGCUUUGUGGUUGAACCUACUAGCGGAGCGGCGCGCCGGAGCCGGGUGCGGAUCGGGAGGGGAUGGGCGAUGGAGUGUGGGGGUGAGAAUGGGUAGUGAUCGAGUUGAAUAAAGAGGAGCUUUAUCUCAACUUUUGGAUAGCCGUU
Trematosphaeria pertusa is the source of this 4216-nucleotide messenger RNA. RefSeq lists its product as uncharacterized. The coding region runs from base 178 to 3738 and encodes 1186 amino acids. Gene Ontology annotation, molecular function: microtubule binding. The record is from RefSeq and is a predicted model, not a curated record. Lineage: Eukaryota; Fungi; Ascomycota; Dothideomycetes; Pleosporales; Trematosphaeriaceae. The transcript is spliced from 2 exons.